AUGGCCUUCUACGGGUUACGCCUCGGCCUUCUGUCGUGGUUUGUCGCCUGCUCCGUCGCUGUAGACCCGAUUGUGGUUGACGGGGAACAGAGGGUCACAUUUCAAGGAUCCGAACGCAAUGGCGUCGAAGUGUUUCUCAAUAUUCGCUAUGGGGAAGACACCGGGGGGGAAAAUCGGUUCAAGCCGCCUCGCCGCUUUUUCCCAGAGGCUGGAAGUACCAUUCUGACGCAAGAAUAUGGACCAGCUUGUCCACAGCAACUCGGAGCACCGAAUAUACCCAUCGCCCUCAGCAAUGUCACAAAUAUCUCGGAAGAUUGCCUGAAUCUCAACGUUGCGCGGCCCAUAGGAACAUGCGAACUUGACACACUGCCUGUCAUGGUUUAUAUCCACGGCGGCAGCUUUUGGACGGGCCAAAACCAGGAGGCGACGAUUCAACCAGACAGCAUGGUCCUCGAAUCUGUCUACAAUGGGAUGCCCAUUAUUCACGUUGCCAUGAACUAUCGCCUGGGUGUCUUUGGCUUUGCACAGUCGAAAGCGCUCAUGGAAGAAGGCUCAACGAAUGCCGGCCUUCGGGACCAGAGACUCGCCAUUGAGUGGGUUCGCAACAAAAUCGUCUAUUUUGGGGGGAAUCCCAAUAACAUUACCAUAUUUGGGCAGUCAUCUGGAGGCCUUGCAGUUGGCAUGCAAACACUGGCAUAUGGUGGCACCAAGCCUGCUCCCUUCAACCAAGGUAUCUGCCAGAGCCAAGCGCUCGAGCCGGGCAUUACUGGUAACUUUACCAUCAACGCGAUGGAGGCUGUGGUCGACCAUGUUGGGUGCAAUCUUGCUGAUUUACACACGAAUCAGACCGUCGAAUGCCUGAGGGACUUGGACAUGGAGACUCUCUUGAACGCCUCCUUGGCAACCUACGAGAGCGACAUCGCACACAACAUCGGUGACAUCUGGCUUCCAGUCGUUGACGGCGACUUCUUACCUGCUCCCCCCUCGCAGCUCUUGGCUGAGGGCAGAUUUUCCAACGUGACAACCAUGAUCGGUUGGUGUGAAGAUGAUGUGACUUUCUUUACAGACACGGCCAUCAAGACACCCGAAGAUACCCGCAAGUUCAUAUCGUCAUACGUUCCCGAUGUCACUGAGUCCAACAUCGACAAACUCCUUCUUCUCUACCCAUCCUUCGAAUUUUUGGACAACGAAGAGCAAGGGUUAUCAGCUGAGUUUUACCGUUCAGCACGCAUCUUUCGAGAUAUCCUCAUGGUUUGUCAACCAGUCUGGUACGGCGAACGUCUUGCUUCCAAGAGAAACGAGGUGUUCCUCUACGACUGGAACCAGACGAUACUGGAGCCUAUCAUAGCCGAGGUCACGGGAAAGACGGGAUUUGGCACGAUACACACGUCUGAGUUUGCAUACAUCUUUGGAAACCUGUCUCACUACAACGUCAGCGGCUAUCCUUUCCAUCCAACAUCAUCAGACUACUCCCUCAGACAACGUGGAACGAGAUCAUGGUCAACAUUUGCCUCCACUGGGAAACCAGGCGCACCCGGACGCAAGACCUUUCAAGGCUUCAACGUCUCAUAUCCAAUUGCGCCCAUACCGUACGAGGUCGAUCCUGACGAUGAAGAAUACGUCAUUCUCUCCACGGGAGGCAAAGGCGCACGACGAGUUCUGCUCCCAAAGUUCCUUGAACAGCAGUCCAGAGAGAAUGAGACGCAUGUAUACGAGGGGUUAAAAAGCGCAUGGCGGAAAAAGGUCAACGAUACAAACCCUGCUGACAAGGAGAUGUACGUGUUUGUCAUUGGUGGCCCUAAUGAAGGGCUUUCGGACUUUGGGGGAGACAAGGCGCAUCUGGCUGUGAAGAGUCAGUGGUUGAGGAAGAGGUGUGCUUUUAUCAACUCGCCUGAGAUGAUAGCGCAGCUCAAGUACUAG
Molecule: messenger RNA, 1920 nt
Organism: Fusarium keratoplasticum
Lineage: Eukaryota; Fungi; Ascomycota; Sordariomycetes; Hypocreales; Nectriaceae
Product: COesterase domain-containing protein
Exons: 3
Coding region: 1-1920 (639 amino acids)
Source: RefSeq, a predicted model, not a curated record